AUGGGUCGUUCUCGUGGGAAUUUUCAUCACGCGGAUGAGGACCCCAACCAGAGGUCAAGGAGAAAAAAGAGUGCCGCCAGCGGAGAAAAUUCAGAAUCUGGAGCUGCAGGCCAAGGAGCAGGAGAAGGAAAAAAGGCUCUGUACCACUGCAAUUAUUGCAAUAAAGAUAUAACAGGAAAAAUUCGUAUUAAGUGUGCCAUGUGCCCAGAUUUUGACUUGUGUAUAGAGUGUUUCUCUGUUGGAGCGGAGGUGACACCUCAUAAAAGCAACCACCCUUACAGGGUGAUGGAUAAUUUGUCUUUCCCUCUUAUUUGCCCAGACUGGAAUGCAGAUGAUGAAAUCUUGCUUCUAGAGGGAAUUGAGAUGUAUGGCCUAGGAAAUUGGACAGAAGUUGCCGAGCAUGUUGGAACAAAAAACAAAGAGUCAUGCAUAGAACAUUAUAAGAAUAUAUACUUGAGCUCCCCGUUCUUUCCUGUUCCGGACAUGUCUCAUGUAGUUGGGAAAAACAGAAAAGAACUUCUUGCUAUGGCAAAGGGGCAGGCUGAAGACAAGAAAGGAAUUUCCAUGGGGGAUCUUAGUUUAAAGGCAGAAUCUCCCUUUUCUCCAUCUAGAGCUAAGGUUGAAGAUUCUCAUAAAGCUGGCUCCGCUAAUCGUUUAUCUUCAAAUCUAAAUUCAGAGUCAGAUUCGGGUCCAUCUGGUAACACACACGCCGCAACUGGUGCUAAUCAAAAGGCAUCUAAUGUGGGAAGGGGAAAAGGUGGUCCAGGAGUCAUUAAAAUGGAAGACUCUCAAAUAGACAGAGAUUUUGGAGGAAAGAAGCCAACUUCCUCAGGAAAUGAAGGUCCUUCUCUAGUUGAAUUGAGUGGGUACAAUGCUAAAAGACAGGAAUUCGAACCUGAAUAUGAUAAUGAUGCUGAACAACUACUUGCUGAAAUGGAAUUUAAGGAUACCGACUCAGAGGAAGAGCGAGAGUUGAAAUUACGGGUAUUACGAUUGUAUUCAAAGAGGCUUGAUGAAAGAAAGCGGAGGAAGGAUUUCAUACUUGAAAGAAAUUUGUUAUACCCAAAUCCAUUUGAGAAGGAUUUAACACCUGAGGAGAAGGCAAUAUGUCGGAAAUACGACAUAUUCAUGCGCUUUCAUUCUAAGGAAGAUCACGAGGAAUUGCUUAGAACAAUGUUAUUUGAGCAUAGAAGUUGGAAAAAAAUUCAAGACCUCAAGGAAGCCCGGGUAGCUGGUUGCCGCAAUUCAGCUGAAGCUGAUAGAUAUCUCUCACACAAGAGAAAGAGGGAAGCCGAAGAAAUUGCUCGAAGGACAAGGACAAAAGAAAGUGGUCAGGUUGGUCCGAGCAAUCAGGGAAUUCCAAAUGCAUUGACUUCUCCAGAUUCAACUAAUAAGGAUCUGAGUGCAAGACCUGCAGGACCAGCUACUUCUAGUUCUGUCAAUGAGAUGGAUGUAACAGGAUACUAUGGAGCAGAUUUACUUUGUGAAGCUGAGAAACGAUUGUGCUGUGAGAUAAGAUUGCCUCCAGUCACAUAUCUAAAGAUGCAAGAGCAACUGUCUCUUCAAAUACUUGCUGGCACUGUCUCUGCAAAAUCCGAUGCUCAUCAGUUGUUCAAGAUGGAUGCCAUGAAGAUUGACAGGGUGUAUGAUAUGCUCGUUAAGAAAGGGAUCGGUUCACCCUGA
Messenger RNA from Sphenostylis stenocarpa, 1683 nucleotides. Lineage: Eukaryota; Viridiplantae; Streptophyta; Magnoliopsida; Fabales; Fabaceae. The record is from the annotation of a GenBank genome assembly.